Carassius auratus (goldfish) is the source of this 3139-nucleotide messenger RNA. Its product is annotated as BRISC complex subunit Abraxas 2-like. Gene Ontology annotation, biological process: attachment of spindle microtubules to kinetochore; mitotic spindle assembly; protein K63-linked deubiquitination. Gene Ontology annotation, cellular component: nucleus. The record is from RefSeq and is a predicted model, not a curated record. Bases 79 to 1308 code for a protein of 409 amino acids. The transcript has 9 exons. Gene Ontology annotation, molecular function: polyubiquitin modification-dependent protein binding; microtubule binding. Lineage: Eukaryota; Metazoa; Chordata; Actinopteri; Cypriniformes; Cyprinidae.
UUUGUUUAUUCACGGGCAGGCUGGUGUACAGUGCGUGCGCGCGCAAAGGAUUGUGGGCUCGGCGCGUAUGUUUCCAUCAUGGCGGCGUCAAUUUCGGGAUACACUUUUAGUUCUGUGUGUUAUCAUAGUGCCAACAGCAAUUCCGACCACGAGGGCUUCCUGCUGGGAGAAGUGAGACAGGAGGAGACUUUAAGCAUCAGUGACUCACACAUCGGUAGCGCAGAAUUCCUCAGUGUAAUAGAGGUCCAUAAUCACGAACCUUGUGCACAACUGUUUAGCUUUUAUGACUAUGCAGGUAAUGUCAAUGAAGAAAAUCUCAACAGAAUCCUCAAGGACAGAAGAAAAAAUGUCAUCGGCUGGUACCGGUUUCGAAGGAACACUCAACAGCAGAUGUCAUUCAGGGAGCAGGUGAUCCACAAGCAGCUGACCCAUAUACUUGGCAUCCCAGAUCUGGUCUUCCUCCUCUUCAGCUUCAUCUCCACAGCCAAUAGUUCCACACAUGCUUUGGAGUAUGUGCUCUUCAGGCCCAACAGAAAGUAUAACCAGAGGAUAUCUUUAAGCAUCCCAAACCUGGGCAACACCAGUCAACAGGAAUAUAAAGUCUCAUCUGUGCCGAACACCUCCAAGAACUACGCAAGUGUCAUUAAAGAACAUGGGACUGAGUUCUUUGAUAAGGAUGGGGUGAUGAAAGAUAUUCGAGCUAUUUUUCAAGUAUACAGUGCCCUUCAAGAAAGAGUGCAGGCAGUGUGUUGUGAAGUGGAUCAGAGUGAACGAGUGAGGGAGAAAAUCCAAGAAGAAGUGAACAAACUCAAAGAGGAAAUCGCUCUCCGGAAACGUAACAGCGCUGAAGAAGAGAGAAGACUCCAAGAGGCGGCCGCUGUCACGCUUCCCGAUAACUCUGCCCUUCCCGACUCCAAACACUCUUCGCUGACUCAAGUCGUGCUCUCAGGUCCCUCGGUGGAGCCCAGUGUAGAGAGACCCGUGAACUCCUCAUCUCCACCCAUCUACAGCAGCACACUGCCUCCAGAUUCACCAAGCGCUAUACUGCUGCCGCGGCCCCAAGCCGUAGGUUCGCCCGGCCACCCGUCUCCCAUUCUGGGCCUGGGCAACGGAGACGGUUCGAGCUCCGAUUCCCUGAACCGCCAGGCCACCGGCCAAGAAGACCAGGAGGAUGACGAGGACAGUAGCGAGUAUGAAAAUUUAGUUAGUGAGCAAUUGCAACCUCCUUCCUUAACGGAAACUGUUACAUUAGGACGACCGGCUACCCUGUGGCCCGACGGAGAUGCCCACAGCCCGCCGGGCUCAUAGUAGUCAAACAAACCAACGGGGAUAUUGAUGAACGUGAGGUCAGUGGUGUUCAGAACACAAACAAGCACUUGCCUUUUGUGAGUUUUGACAAUGCUGUCCUGUUGCACACAUUUAACAGCUCUGUGCAGGGGACGAACUCUGAAGUGAAAUGGAAUGAUAUCCCCUUCCAUGUGGACAGACAGGCCCCCUUUUCUUUGUGUCAUGCUCUCCUCUCUGGUUUUGUUUGGGUGGAGAGGUGCAUCCUGCUUAUCUCGGCGUCUGCUACUCACUGGAGCCAUUCGGUUCUUGCACCAUUUACCUCUUGCACUGUUUUGCCUUUUGAUCUGCAUUUGAAUAGAAAGGAAAGGGAAUGAUGUCUUUUUCUUUUUUUUUGCGGCCUUCAAACACAUGUCUGUGUGAGCUUAUUCCAUGACUCGUUCAUUGUCUAGAUUAAUUUAUCUGAAUGGACAGAAGAACAAAAAAUCACAGUUAUGAUAAGUGCUUAGGACUUCAGCUGACACUUGAACAGUUCUUGUUCUAGAAAAUAUAUUUUAUUUUUGGUUUUAUCAGUUAGAUUUGAUUGAGUAAUAUAAUGGCCUGUUAAUGAAUGGUCAACAAUUAUAAAAGCUACUUUGAUAAGGGGUGCUUGUAUUUUGUAUCUUGCUAUGACACACUGUAGAUCACUACUAAUUUCAUCGGCUUAAGUCAAACACAUUUUCGUAGUAAUGAAUUAAUCGAAUAUUAUAUUGUUUUCUGCUGCACUGCAAACGUUCACCAUUGAGCUUUAACUGAAAUUUUCGGUCGUACGGUUUGACGGAGCCAAUCAGAAACUGGAAGGGUCUGAAUGCACCAUCAUCAAUCUCAGGAUUCUUUUACAGAACAAAGAAUCCAAAACUUUUUUUUUCCCUUAGGAUUCUGACACUUACUUUGGCAGAGGCCGAGGAUGUCUCCCUUUUCAUUCAGUAUAUUUCUCCAGAUCUGUGUAAGACAGAAAAAUAACAUAUGGUUGUUCCCUGGCAUAAGUGUGAAUGAGAGUACACUGACUGAGAUGUUUUAGUCAGCUGUAUCAGGUUUCGUUGACUGUAUGCUUUAAAUGUUUCUGCUUCAUAUUCUGACUUUGGCAUCGGUCUUCAUGUGUACGGCCAAAAACCACCACCACCACACAUUACCUAACACAAAUACGUAAGCGUUAAACUGAUCAAUGACAUUAAAGUGGAAAGAUGCCACAUUUAAACUUGACAUGGGCUUGUUUGGAAAGCUGGCAGCCAAUCCAUCACGAGUUUAAAAAAUGUCAUUUUAUCAUAACAUGUUCCUUAGAGGGUUUGGAUGAACAUAAAUGCCACUUAAGAUGAUGAUAUAUAUAUUCACACACAAUCUGAUAUGUUUUUUUUUUUCAACAAAUAUUUACUGUUUUUGAUUAAUCAGAGUAAAUUUGCCGUGACCUCUUCUGAACAUCUGAAGACAACUCUACUAAAUCAGUGUCGAUCCUGCUGCCAUAUUGCCUUUUUCUCUCUCCCGACAGACGCUUGCAAAUAAAUCCAAAUGUGGCAGUGUGUCAUUUUAAUGGGGAAAUUGCAAUGAUGUGAUUGUCGUUUUUAUUGUCCGUUUAGUCAGCUGCAGGUCAGACGUAACUGUUUCCCUGCGAUCGAGCAGCUGUGAGUGAUUAACACUGUUCCCAUCAGACUUGGACACAAGUCUCUCAUGUUUAAUAAAAAAUGCAGGCUGUGUUUGGCACGCUGUUGCACUACUGCAAGUAUUAACCAUUCCAUCUACUUCUAUCAUAAAUCUGUCAAAGUGUUUAAAAAUACGACACCAAUUCCCAAUUAUAAAGUAGUAGUAAAAACAUAUGUUA